CGCCCUCUGGUGACGUAUGAUGAGUAUGUAUAUUGUUUUUCUUCUCUUGACCCGGAAGUGAAUUCAUUCCUCUUGGCCACACGUGUCAAAGGAUCCAACAUGGGGAAGUCCACACAAACAGGAAACCACAAGAGUGACAAGAAGAAGCACAUUGCGAGGACAUGGAAGACAAAGCACAGGACUAAAGACCUGGACGAGAUCCACUCCGACAUGAAGCCAGAGACAGCAGCCAAGCUGCUCAAUCAGGAGAAGGACUUCGAUGUGACAGGAUGUGCACAACACUACUGCUUACACUGCGCGAGAUAUUUCGUGGAUAUGAGAUCCAUGAAAGAGCACUUCAAAACUAAAGUGCACAAAAGACGGUUGAAGCAGCUCAGAGAGGAGCCGUACACACAGGCAGAGGCAGAGAGAGCUGCAGGAAUGGGCUCCUACAUCCCUGCAAAAAAAGUCGAAGUGAAGACACAGAGUGUGGAAGAGGACAUGGCCUGAGAGCUGCCUACUUUAACCCACGGACUGAUCAACACAAUAAGAGAAGCAUUUACAAAACGGAUAAUGCUUAUAUUAUUCCUUGCUGUCACAAAUGCUGAGUGCAUUGUUAAAGUAAAUGGCUUUUUUUGUGACACACUUAAUCUCUCUGACUCUUUACAGCUGUUAGACGUCUGACUAUCACCACAAUCAGACCCUCAAACCUUACCUUAUAAUGGGUAAUGUUAUGCAACAUGUACCUAUGUGAAUAUUGAGUAUGUGUAGAACUGUGUGGAAUGCUAAUAAACUAUAUCACAGAUUGCA
Messenger RNA from Sebastes umbrosus (honeycomb rockfish), 789 nucleotides. It is a transcript of the gene znf593, whose product is annotated as zinc finger protein 593. Lineage: Eukaryota; Metazoa; Chordata; Actinopteri; Perciformes; Sebastidae. The record is from RefSeq and is a predicted model, not a curated record. Bases 100 to 489 code for a protein of 129 amino acids. Gene Ontology annotation, molecular function: nucleic acid binding; zinc ion binding. The transcript is spliced from 4 exons.